AUGCCCUACCCACAGGUUACGUACAAAGACACCGUCUUCAAUGGGCCAUCCCUGCUGAAGCGCCAGAAGACAACCAUAAGCCAGGUCACGGUCAAAGCCCAGCUCAAGCAGUUGCGCGAUUCCGGCCGCUAUGAUUGCUUCAAGCUGCAAUGGCACCCCGUGUACGACGACAAGUCCAUGUGGCCCGUUCCGAAGAGCCUGUUCUGGGACAGCGACAUUGGCAAAUGGAUUGAGGGAGCGUGCUACUUGCUCUUCGAGUCGUACGAUGCCGAGGUCGAUACUGCCGUCCGCGAAUUGGUCGACAUGAUCCGCUCCGCUCAGCAGGAGGACGGCUAUCUGAAUGUCUACUUCACCGUGGUGGAGCCGGACGCCCGCUGGUCCAACAUCCGGGAUCAGCAUGAGCUCUACAACGCGGGGCAUCUAAUCGAGGGCGCCCUCGCCCAUCGAGAGUACUACAAGAAUGACCUCUUGAUGGAACCCAUUCUCAAGUACGUCAAGCUGAUUCGGUCCGUAUUUGGUCCGGGCCAAAGCCAGAGGCAUGCGUAUCCCGGGCAUCCCGAGAUUGAGCUCGCGCUUCUUCGCCUGUACCACGCGACCGGCGAACAGGAUGCCUACGAUCUGGCCCAGUACUUCAUAGAGGAGAGGGGCAACCCGAACGGGCAGGAUGGGCAGCUUUACUAUGACUGGGAGGAGAAGCAACGCGGCGACAGCCCGUGGAUGCGCCCUGAUCCGUACCCGGUGGCGCAUGCGCAUUGGUAUAACCAGGCCCACGCUCCGAUCCUCCAGCAAAAGACGAUUGAGGGUCAUUCGGUACGCGCCGUGUACCUGCUGAUCGCGGUCGCUGAUCUCGUCGUCCUCGAUGAAACAGGCGGGAAGCCGUACCGUUCCCGAGACGAAUACCUCAAGGCUGCCAAAACCCUCUGGGACAACAUGGUCGACAAGAAGAUGUACGUGACCGGCGGCGUCGGUGCUAUAAGCGCCUGGGAAGGAUUCGGCCGCGACUACUUCCUCCCUCAGGGUACGAACGAGGGCGGCUGCUACGCGGAGACGUGCGCGUCCAUCGCCGUUAUGAUGCUCGCCGAGCGGAUGCUCCACCUCGAACUGGACUCGCGAUACGCCGACAUUAUGGAACUGUGCCUCUAUAACGCGGUGAUGACGGCCAUGAGCCUGGACGGUAGGGAGUUCACCUACGUGAACCAGCUGGCCAGCUCCGACGAGGACAAAAGCGUCCGUCACGACUGGUUCGAGUGCGCCUGUUGCCCUCCUAACCUGAUGCGCCUGUUCGGCAGCCUCGGAGGCUACCUCUGGGACUAUGGAUACCGAGACCGUGUCGCUCACGUGAACGUCCAUUUGUACACGACCGCCAAGGUGGAGUUUGAUGCCGGUGGUGAAAAAGUGACUCUGGAGCAGGAGACUAAUUGGCCGUGGGACGGCAACGUGUCGUUCCGCCUGGUCGCGCCAUCGUCCGUCGAUACUGUCGUCCGCCUGCGCCUACCUGCAUGGUCUAGGGGCGAGUUCACGCUGUCACCCCCAUGCCACGACGCGACAGCCGAGCGAGGGUAUCUAACACUCCCGUCCUCGUACACCUCGAAACAUGGUUCUUUCGAGGUGACCAUCCAUGGGUUCGAGCCUCGCCACCUGUCCCCCCACCCUUAUACGAAUCAGAACUCGCUCGCGAUGGCACGUGGACCGAUCAUCUAUUGCGUGGAAGACGCCGACCACCCGUGGGAGGAGAACCAUUUCCGCGACGUGGUCAUCUCGGAUCAGUCACAAGUCACUGAAGAGAAGCGAACCGUGGAUGGUACGGACGAGCAUUUCGUCGCGCUCAGGACGGUCGGCUGGAUCCGCGACAUGGGCGUAAACCUGAUUCUCAACCUUGUAGAGUCGAAUACGCUUCAAGGUCGCAUAGUCAACAAGGCGCCAGAGUUUGACGCGGAGACGUGA
Messenger RNA from Emericellopsis cladophorae, 1944 nucleotides. RefSeq lists its product as uncharacterized. The record is from RefSeq and is a predicted model, not a curated record. The coding region runs from base 1 to 1944 and encodes 647 amino acids. NCBI's taxonomy places the organism in Eukaryota, Fungi, Ascomycota, Sordariomycetes, Hypocreales, Bionectriaceae. Gene Ontology annotation, biological process: carbohydrate metabolic process. The transcript has 4 exons.